This is a messenger RNA of Drosophila hydei, 755 nucleotides long. RefSeq lists its product as uncharacterized. NCBI's taxonomy places the organism in Eukaryota, Metazoa, Arthropoda, Insecta, Diptera, Drosophilidae. The transcript has 4 exons. The record is from RefSeq and is a predicted model, not a curated record. The coding region runs from base 84 to 740 and encodes 218 amino acids.
CUUUCUGUCAAGUCGGGAAAAAUGGAAAGUAGGCCAAGCGUUUCUGCUGCUCAACGUUCUCGGAUAAGCUAUCAAAUGUCGUCAUGCAGCCGGAGAAGACUACGCUCUUAUAUUGCGCCUAUGCUAUAGCCGUUUUCGAUCUGCUCUGUGCUGUUCUCUUCGCUGCACUCAGUCUGUUCAAAAUCUAUUCACAUUUAAGCUGGUUAACCAUAUUUGCCGUCUGUUUUGCCAUGUUUUGGUUAACAUUGAUUGCUUUGCUUAUCUAUGGCAUUUAUAGCCGCAAAUCGAAGCUCGUCAGAUAUUGGCUUAUAUUCUCAUGUGUGGGCAUUGUCAUAGAGAUCUGUCUGUUGAUUUAUGCUUUCUUUGGCAAGAGCACUUUUCAAAUAGGAGUGGUUGACAAUCGUUUGACUCUAUUCAUUGGUUUAUUUGUUGAAACAUUUUUUGCUUUAAUUAUCUAUCAAUUCUAUCAAGAGCUCUCGGAACGCAUUCCAGUUGUCCGGGAAAGUAAGCAGCCUCCUAUAGACCCACCGCUGCUAAAGGUGGUACAACAGCCAAAGGAAGAGCCGCAACCAAAGGCAGAGCUACCGCCAGAAUCAAAAGCUAGUACUGUGUCGCCUUGUCGAAGCUACCGAUCCUACAGAUGCAACAUAUUGCAAACUAACGCCGAUGCAUGCCCCAACACCUACACCUGCGGACCAAUGCAGAAACAAAAUCGAUCCUUAAAUAAUGCAGAACGUUGAAAUCUUAAGGUUGUU